Molecule: messenger RNA, 2959 nt
Organism: Eriocheir sinensis (Chinese mitten crab)
Lineage: Eukaryota; Metazoa; Arthropoda; Malacostraca; Decapoda; Varunidae
Product: melanoma-associated antigen C1-like
Exons: 7
Coding region: 409-1467 (352 amino acids)
Source: RefSeq, a predicted model, not a curated record
CCUAUUUGUUGACUUAUAAAAAUGUUGAUAGUUUUUUCUCAUUUAUUCGCAUUAAUUGGAUUUUUUUUUGUAUUUUCUCUUUUAUCAAUAUUUUUUUUUCUUUUACGUUUCAGUCUAUGGCGCCGGUGAGCUUUCUUGUGAUGGUCGGCCCCACCCCGUUGUGACGCGGGCAGCUGUUUACAGUCACGCCAUCUUGCUGUUCCGUGUUCCAAUGCCUCUUCUUUCCCUUCUUUUUCUUCUUACUGAAUGUACGUUCAUCUUUUACCAUUUUUUUUCCCUUUUCUAAUCCUUCUUUCUUUCCUUCCCUUCCUCCUCCCUUCGCUAACCCUCCUCCUAUCCUUCCUUCCUUCCUUCUUUCCUUCCUAUCUAUCAGCUAACCACCCAUAAGAUAUCAGGCGUUGCGUGUGAAUGGUACAGAGGAAGGGUCACACUACCACCCGGCUCACAAAACUAUCCCCGGAAAUGCCCACAACUCCUACGAAAGCCUUGUCAAAUGUGUGUUUCUUUAGGUUCACGGUACAGAGGAAGGGUCACACUACCACCAGGGUCAUAAAACUACCCUUGGAAAUGCCCACAACUCCCACGAAAGCCUUGUCAAAUGUGUGUUUCUUUAGGUUCACGGUACAGAGGAAGGGUCACACUACCACCAGGGUCAUGAAACUACCCCUGGAAAUGCCCACAACUCCCACGAAAGCCUUGUCAAAUGUGUGUUUCUUUAGGUUCACGGUACAGAGGAAGGGCCACACUACCACCAGGGUCACAAAACAACCCCUGGAAAUGCCCACAACUCCCACGAAAGCCUUGUCAAAUGUGUGUUUCUUUAGGGUCAAAGUACAGAAGAAGGGUCACACUACCACCAGGGUCAUAAAACUACCCCUGGAAAUGCCCACAACGCCCACGAAAGCCUUGUCAAAUGUGUGUUUCUUAAGGUUCAUGGUACAGAGGAAGGGCCACACUACCACCAGGGUCUCAAAACUACCCCUGGAAAUGCCCACAACUCCCAUGAAAGCCUUGCCAAAUGUGUGUUUCUUUAGGUUCAUGGUACAGAGGAAGGGCCACACUACCACCAGGGUCAUAAAACUACUCCUGGAAAUGCCCAUAACUCCUAUGAAAGCCUUGCCAAAUGUGUGUUUCUUUAGGUUCAUGGUACAGAGGAAGGGUCACACUACCACCAGGGUCAUAAAACUACCCCUGGAAAUGCCCACAACUCCUAUGAAAGCCUUGUCAAAUGUGUGUUUCUUUAGGUUCACGGUACAGAGGAAGGGCCACACUACCACCAGGGUCAUAAAACUACCCCUGGAAAUGCCCACAACUCCUAUGAAAGCCCUUCCCUUCCUUCCUCCCAUCAUUUGUCAAUAUGUACAAGUGUUUCUUCUUCCCCCGAUAACAAGAUCCAUUCAAACAACACAUCAAUAUCUUUUUCUUCCAAGUUCACGAUGUCUCUCACGUUCAACAGGUCAACGGUAACUCGCAAGGUCAACAAAUAAUAUCAAGGUCACAUCAAGGUCAUACUCUUUAAUAUAUAAUGGAAAGUGGCGUUCAAGGUCACAACAAUCUUCAUUAUAAAAAAAUCUAUAGCGUAAUAAUAGUUUCCUUAAGUCUCUAUGUAAAUCUUGAAGCCCAAACUGUUCUUGUACUGCGCCAGGCUGAGACUGGUGUGUGAGGUCAUGUCUCGGGUCACUGGUGUAAGGGAGGUCAUAUCUUGGGUCAUUAGGUUAAGUUAGGUUAGGUUAGGGAGGAAAGGAAUGAAGGUGUUGGUGGUAUGAGGUCAGGUUAGGUCAAAUCUUGGGUCAUUAGAUUAAGUUAGGUCAGGGAGGUCAUAUCUUGGGUCAUUAGGUUAAGUUAGGUUAGGUUAGGGAGGAAAGGAAUGAAGGUGUUGGUGGUAUGAGGUCAGGUUAGGUCAAAUCUUGGGUCAUUAGGUUAAGUUAGGUUAGGUUAGGGAGGGAAGGAAUGAAGGUGUUGGUGGUAUGAGGUCAGGUUAGGUCAAAUCUUGGGUCAUUAGAUUAGGUUAGGUUAGGGAGGAAAGGAAGGAAGGAGGUGGUGGUAUGAGGUCAGGUUAGGUCACAUCUUGGGUCAUAAGGUUAGGUUAGGUUAGGGAGUAAAGGAAGGAAGGUGAUGGUAUGAGGUCAGGUCAUAUUUUAGGUCACUGGUGUAGGGAGGUCAUGUGUCAUUGGGUUAGGUUAGGUUAGGUAGGGAGGAAAGAAAGGAAGGAGGGAGAUGAUGGUAUGAGGUCAGGUUAGGUCACAUCUUAGGUCACUGGUGUGUAAGGAGGUCACAUCUUGGGUCACUGCACAGGUCAGGGCGGUAUUAUCAACACAGUCUUUACAUGUAUUUAACACAGGUUGGGCUACAGGAAAGAUACAUAUAAAUUAUCACCCCGGGCCAGGGAGAAAAUAAAAUAAAAUAAAUAAAUAACUUGUUGGUAUUUUAUAAGCAUCUUAAUACAAAUGACUACUACUACUACUACUACUACUACUACUACUACUACUACUACUUCUACUACUAUUACUACUACUACUCCCAGUAAUAGUAGACAAUCACUCUGGUACAAUCCUUUCCUUAGUAGAUGAUCACUCUGGUACAAUCCUUUCCUUAGUAGACAAUUACUCUGGUACAAUUCUUUCCUUAGUAGAUGAUCACUCUGGUACAAUUCUUUCCUUAGUAGAUGAUCACUCUGGUACAAUCCUUUCCUUAGUAGACAAUCACUCUGGUACAAUUCUUUCCUUAGUAAUCACUCUGGUACAAUCCUUUCCUUAGUAGACAAUCACUCUGGUACAAUCCUUUCCUUAGUAAUCACUCUGGUACAAUCAUACUUCUCACUCCCUCAACACUGGUAACACUGGGCCACAAACAGUGUUCCAGCGUGACCAGACAUGUCCCAGCAACACACACAAUCAUUUUAUGCUCCUUCAUUAAGUCUGUGUGUGUGUGUGUGUGUGUGUGUGUGUGUGUGCUCAGC